GUCCUUGCUGGGGGCGUCAACGUUAGCUCAUAUUUUGGUUGCCCUGCAGCGUCGCGGUGGCCUGUAUUUCUUGUGCCCCCUGUGGCUAAAGUAAUCACUGCAUGCUGGCCAACCAAGGUUAGUUAUUAACUUCGCCUUUACAGUUUUCACUCACUUCUGGGGAAGCAAGAGCCGGCCAGUCAUCGUGUCAAGGCAUGCUGCCGCCCGGUCCGCACAUCUCAGCAUGGGUGACCGCGACCACUGCCCGCCGGAGAGCGCUUUAGCCUCGGCCGACCACGUCACGGUCGUGUUCCACAAACUUGCCAGUCAUGGCGAGAAAAUUAGCGAAAGCGAGAGCGACGGCGGUCGCUGCUGCGGCGACUCGGAGCCGCCGGAGGAGAGAGCGUUCGUGCGUGGGCGUCGGAACCACGGCGGGGAUGCUGUGGAGGAGAUAGCCGAUGACAAGUCGCCGGAAGGCGGCGAGAGGGAAACGCUAUGCCCGCCGGCGUCGCUCGUCAACGAGAAGGCAUCAUCCGCCGGCGGCGAGAGCGCCAGCAAAGUGAAACCAAAAAGAUAUCCCGGUCUUGGUUUGUUCUACGCCUUCCUGGCCACAGUCUUCUUCUCCAUCAUCUCGCUUAUAGUGAAGACCAUCCAGGGAGUGCACGCCAUCGAGAUCAGCGGCAUCCGCUGCUUCUUCCAGAUGCUUUUCAUUGUACCCUUACUCAUCUACAACAAGACAGGCUUCCUUGGUCCUCGGGAUAAACGUCUGUAUCUGACAUUACGUGGCUUCCUGGGCUCCAACGCCAUGAUUUUGCUUUUCUACGCUGUGCAGCAGAUGCCACUGGCGGACGCCACCGUCAUCAUUUUUAGUAAUCCAGUUUUCACCUCCCUGCUGGCCUGGGCGUUCCUGAAGGAGAAGUGUACGAUCUGGGACUGCGUCUUCACCGUCUUCACCUUGACCGGCGUCAUCCUCAUUGCUCGACCGCCGUUUCUGUUCGGGGAAAAUAUCAAAGGCAUUGAGGGAAACUACGCCAAUCAUAUUAAAGGGACCAUCGCUGCUUUUGCAGGCGCGAUCGGUGCCGCCUGCACCAUGGUGAUCCUCCGCAAGAUAGGGAAAAGCGUGCACUACCUCCUCUCGGUGUGGUAUUACGCCGUCAUCGGUUUUGUCGAGUGCUUGAUCAUGGUAAGCGUGCUGGGGCAGUGGGAACUGCCGCCGUGCGGCUGCGACCGUUGGAUGCUGAUGCUCAUCGCCGUCCUGGGCAUCGCCGGCCAGAGUUUCUUGACCAAAGCGCUUCAGCUGGAGAAGGCCGGCCCGGUGGCGUUAAUGCGGACCGUGGACGUGGUGCUGGCUUUCUUUUUCCAAUUCGUCUUCUUGGGCCAAAAGCCCAGCUUCUGGAGCCUCGGGGGGGCGCUGUGCAUCGUCGUGAGCACCAGCGGCGUGGCCUUGAAGAAGUGGUACAGCAGCUCGCGCAAAAGCUGAGAGCUAGUUUUCUUCAUUUCUUCCCAUGAAACCGGUUUGGCAAAUAAAGCUAGUCUAAGUUGAAUAUUUUUCAGACGCUUCUAAUGUAGGCGGAAGGAUUUUUACUGUCGUGCACUACUGAAGAAGCUUCUGCAGUCAUUUCUUUGUUCUUAUGUGCAAUACAAAGGUGUGAAGGAGUUUGAGUACUGCUGCCACAACAGGGGGAUCCCUUUGCGACGUGAUAAAUUUGUAAACAAGUUUGGCGAUACCACUUGUAAUUAUGUAAUUGUCAACAGAAUUUGAAGUCAUUUAUUCUGUUAAAAAUAUGGAAUGAAAAUGUAAUCCAUUCAAAAUUUAAAAAAAGUUUUUUUUUUCUUAAACUGUGCAAACAGUACCUUAUUGUACCACACAAUAUCUUAUUAGUGCUGCAACGAUUAAUCGAUUAACUCGAGUAAUUCGAUUAGAAAAAAGAUUAAAUUUUGCUGCUUCAAGAAUUAGUUUAAUCAAAGUGGCGUGUAAUGGUUUGUUUUGAAGUUGUUUGCAUUUAGUUUUAUUGAUUUGAGUGGAUACACUGCCUUCUAGUGGCAAUAAUGAAUGACAUGAUUCACAUGGCUUUUUUUAAAAAUGCAUUCAUAAUUUAGUUUAUAGAUAUAUUUAGCCGUUUUUGUGGGAAUAUGUGUUUUAACCUUCUGUUAAGAGCAUUGUAGAAAAAAAAUGCAUUCAUAAUUUAGUUUAUAGAUAUAUUUAGCCGUUUUUGUGGGAAUAUGUGUUUUAACCUUCUGUUAAGAGCAUUGUAGAAAAAAAAAAGUUAGCAUUUUAUAGCAAUAAAGCUAGCGGACUUUUGCCAUGUAAGUUAGCCAAGUGUUCUUUUGUUGUAAAUAGAUCCUAAUUUAGUUUUUUUUUUUUUUUUAUACCGUUUGAGGCUCAGUUUAGGUAUUUUAAUUUUUUAUGCCCCUUAUCCGAUUACUCGAUUAUUCGAAAUAACUAGUUCAUCGAUUAAUCGACAACAAAAGUAUAGCAUUUUAUAGCAUUAAAGCUAGCGGACUUUUGCUAUGUAAGUUAGCCAAUUGUUCUUUUGUUGUACAUAGAUCCUAAUUUAGUUUUUUUUUUUUUUUUUUUAUACCGUUUGAGGCUCAGCUCAGGUAUUUUAUUUUUUAUGGUCUUCAUACGAUUAUUAUUCGAAAUAACAAGUUCAUCGAUUAAUCGACAGCAAAAAUAAUCGAUAGCUGAUAUCUUUUUUUUUGUUUUGUAUUAGCUAUAUUGGCUUGACGUGUUCUAUCCUCACUACACUAGUUUUUCAGCUUGAUAGACCGCAAACAAGGCAAUUGUGGUUUCUGAUGCGUUUUCUACCGUCACUUUUGACAAUUUAUAAAGCUUUAGCACACAUAUGUACACUUAUGUUCAAAACAACACAUUUUAGCAAUAAAACACCUGACACAAAACAAUUAGGAUUCAAACGUCCCAUCUCGCCUGAUUAAAAUGUAAAUUUAGUCAUCAGUACUCAGUCAUAGAAGCCAAGGCGACAGUCCAGCAACACCCAACGCUGCCACCAGAGGGCUGUGUAUCCUCCAUCAUUAAACAAAAUAAAUAACGUAUUGGCCCGAGUAUAAGACGGCCCUGAUUAUAAGACGACCCCCUCUUUUUCAAGACUCAAGUUUGAAAAAAGACUUUUUGAACACCCAAUUAAUUUUUAUACAGAAAAUAAAAACAUGAUUAUAACAAUAUAUUUGAGAGAAAAAGUAUGUUAUUUUGCCUCAUUCAAAUCUUAAUAUCUGAACAUUUAAAUAUGUCAACUAAAGCAGUGUUUUUCAACUUUUUAUGAGUCACGGCACGUUUUUACAUUGGAAAAAAUCUUAGGGCACACCACAAACUAACAUCCAAAAUGACUUUCUGUACAGUAUAUUUAACUAUAAUAUAAUUCCUCAAUAUUAUCACUUACUCGAUGUGAAAUUUAAUUGAACGUGAUACAUAAUGGAGUAGGUUUCAACUUAAAACCGAGCAAUUCUUGAACGCAACAGGAGGAAUACCUCGACACCCGUCUGCACACGACCCAGAAAGUUCCACCUAAUCCUUCUUUCCCACUAAGACUCAGCCCGACGACGUCCACGUGCUGUUAACAAGGCUGAGUGUCCUUGAAAAUACCAGACAGAGGCCACCCUAAUAAUGUUAUAAAAGGUAUAAAUAAAAAAUAGAUGUGCUAACAGAUUGAGCCCCCUUUCCUUCUCUGCUGAGAUUACUACUUCUCUCCAAAUUACCUCACUUUAUGUAUACACAAGCGCUACUGUGCCCCCUACUGAUACAACUUUAAAUUGCACAAAACAAAUGCACAGCAAUGAACAAGAUCACAAUGUGGCAGUUACAAGCGAUAUUGGAGAAUUUCUCGCGGCACACCUGACGAUCUCUCACGGCACACUAGUGUGCUGCGGCACACCCUUUGAAAAACUGAACUAAAGUGCAAUCACAUUCGUAGAUGAAUGGCUUCUGGUUUUUGAAAUGUAAAUAAACCAAUCUAUUGUGAUAAAACAACAAAAUUGCAAUGACUACAUUAACCAUCAAAAGAAGUCUAACUGUAACUGUAGUCUUAAAACCUAAAUAAGGAAAAACAUUGCAAUAAAAUAAUGCAAAAUGGUUAAACUUGAGAGUAGCUGAGAUCUGUCAUGACAGAACAUCGCUUCAAUGAUAUCUGGCGCCAAUUAGCAUCGUGAAUGGGUGUAACGUCUAGACCGCGAAUAUAUGACGACCCCCACUUUUUCAGUCUUAUUUCAAUGCAAAAAACCCUCUUAUAUUUGGGCCAAUACAGUACUUUUGGACUUUUUGGAUAGUUCUUUUUUAAAAGUGUUAAUUCUGACUUACGCGGAAAUUUGGGUUACAUCGCCAGUGUAGAAAGGGAACUCGUUCGUAACCCGGGGACUAGCUGUAAGUCCUUUUAAACUUUGGAAAUCUUUUUAGUUGUUAGUAGUAGUUAAUUUAGUUAUUUUUCAAAUAAUUUUUCAAAUGAAUAAAUGCAUUCAUUUUCUGUUGACAAAUGUCAAACUUUGAGUUAUAUAACCUUAAAAAAAAAAACCAGUGGGAUGUCUAUCGCCAACAUUGACAGUGAAACAAUUGCUAUUUCUAAUACGGCAGCAGUACGAUUCCCCCUUAUUAUUUUUUAAUUGAACCUAUUUACUAAAACCAGCAUUUGCACUGUGUACCAAAACCAAAAAUUACCAAAAAUGUCUUAAAAAGACUGCCAAAAUACUUUGGAUGCACACCAGCGAUUUCAGAUCUUCAACUCUUUUUCUUAUUCAAUCACUUUCAAAUAAUGUUGCUGUUAAGGUUAGGAUUCUCUCAGGGAUCAUUUCAACCACUGGAAGAAUUGAUUUUUCUUUCUUAAAAUGUGUAGAAGACUGUUGUUUGAACUCAACAUGUGCCUUGACUGAACUCUGAAGAAGGCAGCUCUAGCUAGAAAGUAUUGGGACAAGUUCAACACUGUAGCUCUUUUGUGUAUUUGUGCUCUUAAAUUUGUAAAACCCCUUUGAAUGAAAUGUUAUUGAUUCAUAUCAGGUCAUCAAUCCGGUGGUGCUUUGAGAUAGGAAUUUAAAUUUGGAAGGGAUGAAUUAACUUUGAUUUUUUUCGCCCCUCCCAACCCAGAAAUAUUGUACGUCUAGCGUUGUAAGUGGCAGCCAGGGAGUUAAAGCAACACUUGGUAACUUUUCAACCUUUGUAAAAUAUUUUUAUAACCAUUUGUGAUAAUAUGUCGACUGACAUAUCUUGAGGAGGUCUGAAUCGCUUUCACCGGAACUAAUUAACUUUAAGGAGGGUAGCAGGAACCCUGCCACACACAAAAAAGUACUAUAAAUGUGCUAACUUUAGCGCGUACCGUGGGGCAAAUAAGUAUUUAGUCAACCACCAAUUGUGCAAGUUCUACUAAAGAUUAGAAAGGCCUGUGAUUGUCAACAUGGGUAUACCUUAUCCUUGAAAGACAGAAUGUGGAAAAAAAAUCCGAAAAUCACAUUGUUUGAUUUAUAAAGAAUUUAUUUCCAAAUUAGAGUGGAAAAUAAGUAUUUGGUCACUUACAAACAAGCAAGAUUUCUGGCUGUCAAAGAGGUCUAACGUCUUCUAACGAGGUCUAACGAGGCUCCACUCGUUAUCUGUAUUAAUGGCACCUUUUUUAACUCAUUAUCGGUAUAAAAGACACCUGUCCACAACCUCAGUCAGUCACACUCCAAACUCCACUAUGACCAAGACCAAAGAGCUGUCGAAGGACACCAGAGACAAAAAUGUAGACCUGCACCAGGCUGUUAAGACUGAAUCUACAAUAGGUAAAACGCUUGGUGAAAAAGAAAUCAACCGUGUGGAAAUUAUUAGAAAAUGGAAGAAUCUCCCUCGAUUUGGGGCUCCAUGCAAGAUCUCACCUCGUGGCGUCAAAAUGAUAACAAGAACGGUGAGCAAAAAUCCCAGAACCACACGGGGCGGCCUAGUGAAUGACCUACAGAGCGCUGGGUCCACAGUAACAAAGGCUACUAUCAGUAACACAAUGCGCCGCCAGGGACUCAAAUCCUGCACUGCCAGACGUGUCCCCCUUCUGAAGCCAGUGCACGUCCAGGCCCGUCUGCGGUUCGCUACGGAGCAUUUGGAUGGUCCAGAAUAUGGUCAGAUGAAACCAAAAUAGAACUUUUUGAUAGAAACACAGGUUCUCGUGUUGGAGGAGAAAGAAUACUGAAUUGCAUCCGAAGAACACCAUAUCCACUGUGAAGCAUAGGGGUGGAAACAUCAUGCUUUGGGCUGUUUUUCUUCAAAGGGACCAGGAUGACUGAUCUGUGUAAAGGAAAUAAUGAAUGGGGCUGUGUAUCGAAAGAUUUUGAGUGAAAAUCUUCCAUCAGCAAGGGCAUUGAAGACGAGUCGUGGCUGGGUCUUUCAGCAUGACAAUGAUCCCAAACGCACAGCCAGGGAAACAAAGGAGUGGCUUCGUAAGAAGCAUUUCAAGGUCCUGGAGUGGUCUAGCCAGUCUCCAGAUCUCAACCCCAUAGGAAAACUGGAGGGAGUUGAAAGUCCGUGUUGCCCAACAAAAGCCGCAAAACAUCACUGCUCCAGAGGAGAUCUGCAUGGAGGAAUGGGCAAAAAUACCAACAACAGUGUGUGAAAAGCUUGUGAAGAGUUACAGAAAACGAUUGGCCUCCGUUAUGAUGACGAUUGCACAAUUAGUGGUUGACUAAAUACUUAUUUGCCCCACUGUGUCACUUCCCCCUUUCUCAAUUCAUUAUAAAUGCGAAUGCUGUAAGGAUGGCAGAGCAACAAAAGAGACAAAAAGUUUUGUCUGAGGAGGAAAAAAAGAGGCCUACCAAGAUAUACAGAUUAAACAUUGGCCCGGCUUUCGCUGGCGCAAUCUCAACCGAACCCGUCAGCGGGGGUUAGCCACAUUAAGCCACACGGUUGCUAACCGUCAUAUGCUAUUGUUUAGCCACAUCUGCAUUCAUUACCUUAUUGCAUUUAUCCUUCACACAGCUGCUGGAAACAGAAAUUUUAGUGCUUUAAAUACCAUAUUUAAAACAAUGUAUUUUUUAAAAAAUACUUAAAUAAUAAUGGAAAAAAAUAUAUUUAUCUAGAUAUUUGUUUUUAAUAAUCAAAAAUAGUCACUUUCCCUGUAAAGAGUAACUCACUCACUUGCUCUGCCAUUGAUAUUUGUUCUUGGCAGAGGAUAAAUACUAUGCCUAAAAGCAAAGUUGACCAAAUACCAUAAAAACUAAAACCCUUGAAACUUAGCUAAAUUGAUGUGUAAACAAAACUGGUUACUUUUACAAGAAAACAACAAAAGAAAGACUGAAUUUGAAAUUUACAUUGCAGUCAAAAUCUUUUGAGAAAUUAAUAUGUAUCAGAGUUUGUACAAAUUUUUGCUGACAAGUUAAAAAAAAAAAAAAACGUCACUCAUAUCUCAAGGCACCACUGUUCUUUGCUUUAAAAGAAGAAAAAAAUAAAAAUAGAAACAUUGUAAUGUAGAAUCCACAUUUUCCCCUUGCUGACAUAAAUGUACUGCAUUCUCAUGUUUUUCAAUGAAUAUUUGGACCUGGCAAAACACGAGUUUCAUGCAAACAUGACGAAAAGAUUAACAUCUGAUACCUUUAUGCACCUUCAAACAUCUAAAUGUUGCUAUACCCAUUUUUAACCCCUAAAAAGUUUGGGGUGGUGUCACCACCCCACUACAAAAUGUUUUUUUUUCCUACUUAAAAAAUAACUAUUGCACGCCAUUGAUGACGCAAUACGUCCAAUUCCUUUUUUAUUUCGCUGCCAGCCCCUCAAUCCAAUAGGACAGGACGUCUCUCGCCGUCAAUGGCAGUAAAACAACCACUUAAUGCCAGCCAUCCCAGUCAAAAUAGUUUUGGUGUCUAUGACUGUCAAUGGCACUGAAUGAGUAGUUUUUGAGGUCAAGUGCUUUCCAAUGUAAUGUCAUUAUUUCUGUCAUUCUGUACAUUUCUGGAUUUCACUUUGGCCCUCCAAUAAAAUCCCUCUUGACCUCAUUUCUAUCUGCUUCAGAUUCACUCUCCUGUUGAAAAACAACUAUAGCCUCCUUUGAGGCCUGACAAAGGGUACAAAAAAUAAAACUUUGAGUCAGGCCAGGGCAUUGUUUGAUUGUUAGCGUUGUGUGUAUGUGCACACAGGCCUUUUUUGUUUAUUCGUCCAUAUAAAAACAAUGCUCACAGUUUAUCCGUGCACUGUCAAAAAACAAUGCAGAAUUGAAAUAAUAAUGUUUCAAUAGAUGAAGUCUAAAAGUGUCAUUUUGAAUUUUAGCUGAGGUUUUCCAUUACAUUUUGUGAUACGACUAGCUGUAAUGAUUUCUUUUUGCCGCUAGAUGGGAGGAUACGCAAAUGUAUGUUGACAUCUCAGCGUCUCACCUGCCUGUUUGAAUAAAAGCGUGGCUGCAAUUGACAGCAAUAGACGUCGUCCAGUGUAUUUUGACUCAGACAUAUGACGCCCAUUAGCGAGAGGAAAAUGUGGAUUUAUUAUUAUGUUAAUAUUGUUUUAGAAAUAGACAUCAUUGACCCAUUACUAGUUGCAAUAUGAGCAGGUUUUUUUUUUUGGCUCAAUAUUUUGACUAAUCUGAAUUUUUAAAUGUAAAAUUACAUGAUUCAUUUAAAUUACCCCUACACCCCACUAUUAUUUUGUGUAACUUUAAUAUUUAAGAUCUAGAGUACACUUUAUUUGUGGAAA
Molecule: messenger RNA, 8623 nt
Organism: Corythoichthys intestinalis (scribbled pipefish)
Lineage: Eukaryota; Metazoa; Chordata; Actinopteri; Syngnathiformes; Syngnathidae
Gene: slc35g1
Product: solute carrier family 35 member G1
Exons: 5
Coding region: 224-1459 (411 amino acids)
Biological process (GO): calcium ion export across plasma membrane; regulation of cytosolic calcium ion concentration
Cellular component (GO): endoplasmic reticulum membrane; plasma membrane
Source: RefSeq, a predicted model, not a curated record